Acanthosepion pharaonis is the source of this 597-nucleotide messenger RNA. NCBI's taxonomy places the organism in Eukaryota, Metazoa, Mollusca, Cephalopoda, Sepiida, Sepiidae. The record is from the annotation of a GenBank genome assembly.
AUGCUUAUUCUCUUUGCCUAUUCUCUUUCAAAACGUAUUCUCUUUGCUUAUUCUCUUUCUUUAUUCCCUUCCGAAGUUUAUUCUCUUUUCUUAUUCUCUUCGCUUAUUCUCUUUGCUUUUUGUCUUUGCAUAGUCCUCGCCAAAGCUUAUGCUCUUUGCUUAUUCUCUUUGCUUAUAGUCUUUGCUCCUUCCCGUCCAAUGAUUAUUCUCUUUGAUUAUUCUCUUUGCUUAUUCCUCUCCAAAGCUUAUACUCUUUGCUUAUACUCUUUGCUUAUUCUCUUUGCUUAUUCUCUUUGCUUAUUCUCUUUGCUUAUUCCCUCCAAACGCUCAUUCUCUUUUCUUAUUCUCUUCGUUUAUUCUCUUAUUCCUCUCCAAAGCUUAUCUCUUUCCUUAUUCUCUUUCCUUAUUCGCUUUCAGAACUUAUUUUCUUUGCUUAUUUUCUUUAAUUGUACUUUUUGCUUACCCCCUUUCGAACUCAAUUUUUUUUGUGUCGACAUUUUCCUUCUUUUCUUUUCUUUCAUCACCGAAUUCUUCUGUGAUUCUUCCUUAAAAGUCUUUCUUAUUCGAUCCCUCGUCAUCACCAUCUUCUAUGUGUAG